Molecule: messenger RNA, 1288 nt
Organism: Lolium perenne
Lineage: Eukaryota; Viridiplantae; Streptophyta; Magnoliopsida; Poales; Poaceae
Biological process (GO): DNA integration
Molecular function (GO): DNA binding; DNA-binding transcription factor activity
Source: RefSeq, a predicted model, not a curated record
UAUGCAUCCAGACAGCAUAUGUAGAUAGAUAGAAUUCAAUGGUGACAUCACCGUUAAUUUGGCCCGACCUCCGCCUUUCUCCGCAGUUCAUUACAUCACUGACGACACGAUGAGAUGGACGCAACACAGAAAUAAGAGUAGCUCUCAACCUCGUCCUCGACCAUCAACCAGGUAUAUCGCCAUUCGUUUGGACGAUCAUGGGGACAAGCAACAAGGGCAACGAUGGGAGCUCAGCUGCAAGCAACGAUGAUAGCACGGUGGAGGAGGAAGGAGGCCAGGACACGGCCAAGGCCGGCGACUCCUCGUCGUCGGUGCGUCCCUACGUCCGCUCCAAGAACCCCCGCCUCCGCUGGACGCCGGAGCUCCACCACUGCUUCGUUCGCGCCGUUGAAAGGCUCGGCGGCCAAGAUCGUGCAACUCCUAAGCUCGUUCUUCAGUUUAUGAAUGUCAGAGGGCUUAGCAUAGGCCAUGUAAAGAGCCAUCUCCAGAUGUACAGGAGUAAGAAGAUUGACGACUCUGGCCAGGUCAUCAUAGGUCACUUGGAACAGGGGGGACACGCCUACAACUUCGCCCAUCUUCCCUUCCAUCAUCGUCUGAGUGCUCCCGGUACAAUGUUCUCAAGGUUUGGCACUGCUCCAUGUCCUCCAUGGAGGAGGAGCUACCAUCAACCAUACUGGCUCCAUGGCCGCUUUCCUGCAUCAAAGCCCUACCACUACUCAUCAGGAGCAGCAUCCCAUCACGCCGAAGCUCUCCGUCGAACUCGUGCUGAACAUGUAGCAAGAUCAGGAACUGCAUCAACCAACCCAGCUUUGAUGAUCCAAGGCAGCUGCCGACCAAGAAAUGAUCCUCAUCACACCAUGAACAUGUACCAUCACGAAAGGCGGCUGCCGGAAGCUGUUCGGGCGACGGUGUGCAACGAUGAUCCUAGCCAUGGUGACGAUGAUCUAGAUCUCAGCCUCUCGCUCCAUACCGGCGGGCCACGGUGGGAGAUGAAGAGGAAGGAACAAGACGAUGGCGAUGAUCAUCAGGUCGGUGGCGAUGAAGAAGAGGAGAGCACUACUGCUACUAGGCUGUCUCUUUCUCUGUUCUCUCCUAGUUGUACUACUCGAUCGGAAGGUGAGUAGUGCUAGUGAUCAUACAGUAGGUCUAGAUGUUAAAUGAGGAUGAGAGAGAGAGAGGAUCAAUAAGCAAGAUGGGCAAGUACUCUUGGUCUCACCAUAUAAUUGAUCAGUUGCAAUGUGGUGAUAUCUUGUGGUACUUAUCCAUAAAAACAUAUGUAGUAAUAUAG